Messenger RNA from Anopheles cruzii, 3978 nucleotides. Its product is annotated as protein prickle-like. Gene Ontology annotation, molecular function: zinc ion binding. The record is from RefSeq and is a predicted model, not a curated record. Bases 1 to 3978 code for a protein of 1325 amino acids. NCBI's taxonomy places the organism in Eukaryota, Metazoa, Arthropoda, Insecta, Diptera, Culicidae. The transcript has 8 exons.
AUGACCACCGCCACGGCGCCGAAACCUGCCACCGAGCAACGGGUGGUCAGUGGCAACGGCACCGGCGGCACGGCGGCGGCCGCAGCCAUCACGAAGCAGUGGUGGAAGGUGUGCUUCCUGUACGGCAACCAGGACAAGUACUACCGCCAGAUCUACGGGAAGGCCGCCUCGGAGCGGUUGGCCGCCGCGAGCGCCAAACAGUCGGUGGCCUCCGCCACUCCGCCGGCCCUCCGCCACCACGCGGACGCGGACUUCCAGUUCCACAACAGUGCGCCGGUCGUCAAAUCGGCUUCCUCACGCUCGAGCGUGGCCAUGCCGUCGGUCGCGACUGCUGCUGCGCCGGUGGAGGAACGCGUCCCGUCUCGUGCACCACCGAACCACUCGGGAAUCCUGCGGAAGCGGGUGACGGUGUUGGACGAGUCGUUUCUACUGGGCAUGCCGACCAGCCCGGACCAGCAGUCGGUGGACGAGCAGCGCUCGGACAGUGGCAUCAACGUGGACGCCCGGCAACCGUCGCCUCCGGUCGAGCAUCUACGGGCCGGCAUGCGCCGGACAUUCCAUCUGAGCAGCGAAGAGCUGCAGAUGCUCAACUUUGACCAGCAACAACCAGCGUCGUUGGAUCUGGCGGACCAUCCGGUUGGGCUGCCACGAUGUGCCGCCCCGGUCAGCUCGUUCUUCAACGGCAACGGCAUCAUCCCGAGCCGUCAGCAACACAUUAGGACCACCGGCCAUCCAUCAUCGUCAGCGUUGUCGCCGGCGGCGGCAGCGGUGGCCCGAGGUUCCGGCGCCAAUGGAAUGUUGUUGGGUGGAGUUCCUCCAUCAACGGCAGCAAUACUCGUACCAAACAACAAUGACGUGUCAUCGUUGCUCACAUCAGUACAAAUGUAUCCAUACCAAAAAGCGAAUCCCGCGGUUCAGCAACAUCAUCAACAGCAGCAGCAGCAGCAUCAGCAAUCAUCGCUAGAGCAUCCCUACUAUCAGUAUGACGGUUGCCGGAGUCCGAUGCGUAGCCCGCAGUCGCCACCCAACCUGCACAGCGCCAAACCGCUGCCGCACCUGCCCAGCAUCCAGCAGGCAGCUCAGCCGUUUCAAUAUCCGUCGGCACAGCAGCAACCGGGCGGAGGCCCCAGCAUCCAGCAGCAGCAGCACCAUCAUCAGCAACCGGCUAUGGGGCCGAUGGGCCUCCCAGCAGCCGCUGGAGGAAGCGGCGGGGAUUGCUUUAUGCUGCCGCCGUUGCAGACCGAUGGCUUACCGGCAUCGGCGUCCACUUCCUGCGGCCCCACCAACACGAACACGGCGCGCCAUUUCUAUCCCCACCAUCAGCAGCAGCAUCCGCAGUCUUAUCCGUCGAUCGUAGCGUCCCACCAACCGUACGGUUCGCUUCCCUCGUCUGGAACGGCUCUAGUGGGACCGCCGUUGCCACACCACCACCACGCACCGUCGUCCUACCCGAUCGGUGGUCCCUCGUCGCUGCACGCGGCGCACUUGCAGCUCGACGCGGCCGGACCAACGCGAGGCGGCAACGGGGCAGCCGCGGUGGGCCCGGUAGCGGCCGGACCGGCAGCAGGCGUCGGUCAGGGGCCGGUAGCCGGUGGCAUGGUAGCGGGAGGUCAUAACUACUCGCAGUCGGAUGAUGAUAGUGGCUGCGCGCUCGAAGAGUACACCUGGGUGCCGCCAGGACUGCGCCCGGAUCAGGUGCACCUGUACUUCUCGGCCAUCCCGGAGGACAAGGUGCCGUACGUGAACAGCAUCGGUGAGAGACACCGGGUACGACAGCUGCUCCAACAACUUCCGCCGCACGAUAAUGAGGUCCGCUACUGCCACUCCCUGACGGAUGAAGAAAGGAAAGAACUGAAGCUCUUUUCGGCGCAACGCAAACGGGAAGCACUGGGCCGUGGCACCGUGAAACAACUAUCGACGACGCUGAUAUGUGAACGCUGCGGUGAGUGUGCGUCGUCAGGCGACAUGAUGGUGUUUGCUUCGCGAUUUGAGCCCAACACGUGCUGGCACCCGGCCUGCUUCGCCUGCUGCGUCUGCAAGGAGCUGUUGGUCGAUCUGAUCUACUUCCACCGCGAAGGGCGUCUGUAUUGUGGUCGGCACCAUGCCGAAACACUCAAACCACGGUGUUCAGCUUGCGAUGAGAUUAUCCUGGCCGACGAGUGCACGGAAGCGGAGGGGCGUGCGUGGCAUAUCAAACAUUUCGCCUGCUUCGAGUGUGACAAGCAGUUGGGCGGACAAAGAUACAUCAUGAGAGAUGGAAAGCCAUACUGUUUGCACUGUUUUGACGCCAUGUUUGCCGAGUACUGUGACUUCUGUAGCGAGCCAAUCGGUGUGGAUCAAGGGCAGAUGAGCCACGAUGGGCAGCAUUGGCACGCGACGGAGCAAUGCUUUGCCUGCACCACGUGUCGCUGCUCAUUGCUGGGUCGGCCAUUCUUACCACGGCGUGGCGAAAUCUACUGCUCCAUAGCGUGUAGUAAAGGGGAGCCUCCGACACCAUCGGAAGGCUCUUUGCAGGCAGCCACAACGAUGCUACACUGCAAUUCGGACGGAAAUGUUCGUCACCACCGGUCCAUGCUGGCAAACGUCGGUGGAACGGAGCAUAAACGCAUAAUGGAUAGCAACGACGAGCACUCGAGAACGUACUCUCCCGGUAUGCCAAAAUCACACGAUUCGCUUAAAAGUCCCGAGGGUGACGGUGGCAAAUCGCCGCAAACUGAACACUCGGGGUCGGCGAGCGGUGAGCACAACUUUGACGAUAAUGGUAACGACGAGAUGACGGUGUCCUGCUACACGGCAGCCACUACGGCCACAUCAACGUCGGCAGCUACAGGAAACACUAGCACAACGUUAGCCACCCUUACGACAAACACUCACGAGUCGUGCGGGGCCAUGGAAGACGAAGUACAAAACCACCCGGGGGACGUGGAUCGUCACCAGCGUGUGACGGGAAACUCGAACCGGAAUCGCAUCCCACAGUGUUCUCCCGAGUUGAACAGAUUGCUGCAAAAAGAUCGAUGCCGGCAGCCGUUCGAUCUUACCGAUGUUGGGUUAUGUCUCGAGCAGCACUGGCACACGGAGCGUGUGGGUAGCGACAUGGUGGCGAGAACUGCAACCGACAGUACCGUCGGUGGAACAUCGCACGCUAGUAGCAUUGUCACGGCUGCCGGUCCGAUCCUAACAUCCUCAAUGCCGGAACUGACCCGCUGCAUGCACGUUUCGUCGCCCAGCUUCAGCGAUGCCAACAGCCCGCUGCCAACAGAAAAAAGCCACGCGGUGUGCAUAGAAGAUGUCGAUGAACAGAACCAAAACGCCUCGGAUGCUUCCCAUUCGAUCGUGGAGCUUCCGACCCCGCCACCCAUAGUAAUUAAAAAAGAGGUACGAUUCGAAGGGGACUUCCAAGACUCGCUACCACGAACAAAGAGCCACUGUCAGCGUGGAGGGCAGCGAAGUCGGACGUCAAAGUCAUCCAAACGUAGGUCGGAUUACGAUCGGAGCGAUAGCACAACGGGAUCAUCGUCCAGGCGCCAUCACAAUCAGCACGAUCAACCGAAACAGUCGCAACACGAUCGUCACGAACGCCACGGUGGCUCCUCCUCGCGACGCUCACCCAGGCGACGCCGUACUGCGGCCGAUGCCCAUCGUCAUCGGAGAAGCUACGGUUCGGACGACGACGAACCAGCGGAAGACGAAACUGACCACGUGCGAUACAAUCACUACCGAGAUGGGCCACAGCAACGGCAAUCGGUCGCGGAUUCAGAUACUCACAGCAUUUGCUCCACAUGUUCCUCCAGCUCUUCCAGCGCGGAUGAUGAUGUGUAUGAAUUGCCGGCACGGCGCACUUCCUACGGAGGUACACGGAUUCACUACAUGCCAAACAACUCACUGGCUUGCGCACGCAAGCGCAAGCAACUUCAAAUGGCGACCGGUGUCGGUAGCCAGCACUAUGAGAAGGACAAUAAGAAUUGUAUCAUAUCGUAA